GUUAGGCCACAUAUUAAUGUUAUCAUGUAAUUACAUAAUUGUCCAAUUUAAAUGCAAUAUUCUGCUCAGAAUUCACUUUCAGGAUAUCUGGGUAGGCCUAAUAUACUGUCUAUGGAGAUUUGUUUUGACCAGCUCAUGAACUCGAUGGGCUUUUUAGGACGUUGUUUUGAUGCUCGACGCUCACUCGGCCGUUCGCUCACAUUCCGGAUCUAAACUGGGGUGUAAUUCCUUAAGAACCAAACGGAAAUAAACGGGCAGAAACGGGGAGGGACUAACCUGAGAAACGCUCGUUUUCGUUGCAAAACAUUGUGCUACGCUAUGCACUUGUGAAGUUAACCCUGGCAGGUACUUGUUGUUUUACUCUCUCUUUCCUCACCUCCUUCUCUCUUCACCUCUCUUAUCUACUCACCCCCCUAUCUCUUUUAUUCUCUGCAUUCUUUUUUAAAACCAAAGCGUCCAGUUUUAGUGAUACAACAACACCACGUUUAGUAGCCAAACGUCGCCCAAAUAAUGUUUUUAUACGCGGAAGUAUAAGUGAAAGUAAAAAUAGUUAAAGCUACACGAGCUCACUGCAAUAGGACGCGAGAAAGAUUUUGGGGACAAGAUAUCCUUCAUGUUGGGACAUACCAGUGAUGGGGCAGAAUCACACCCUGUGACAUGGCUUGUACAAGGCAAUCUGCUUUAGAGUACAUUCAAAAUGGGAGGAGACUCCUUGUUGAAAGGCUCCAGAAUCUGUCCCUCGUUGUGGAAAACCUGUUCCAGCGCAAGGUUCUUCAGGAGGAGGAAGUCAGUAAAAUUCAGGCAGAAGUUGACCGUUUUGACCAAACCAGAAAAAUACUGGACUGGGUCACGGCCAAAGGAGAAGCUGCAUGCUACGAGUUACUGAUGAUUCUACACAUCACAAGGAAGAGGACCUUAGACAACGCUGACUUACAGCAAUGGAUAAGCUGCUUCCCCUUCAAGGAAGACCCAGAGAUGACAGACUACCUUGUUGGUUCAAAACCCUGUCACAGAUAUCAGUCACAGCUGAAAUGUAAAGCUCGGAAGAUCACAGAGGGUGCAUGGAAACAAAGCUCUCGUCUCCUACCAGAGAGGAAUAGAAAUGAGGUGACUUUCUCUUACACUCCUCUUGUGUUAGAUACAGACGUGCCUUCAUCUCUCUCUAAAAUCGAAACGAAGAGCAAAAGAUGCAAGAAAGCUCGCCCUAAAAAGCUAAAGAGCUUCAUCCCCAUGGCCAAACAGGAAACGUCCCCGGCUGACCUGCUUAAAACACCCAUGAAAAGGAUCCUCUUAUUUGGAAUUCCUGGAAUUGGAAAGACAGCAGUCGCCCAUCAAAUGUUGAACCUCUGGGCACAGAAAGAUCACAGAGAACUAGAUUACAUGUUUUAUUUUGAUGUGAGAGACAUUUCACCCAGCACAAAUACCAUGAGACUGGAGGACCUUCUCUUUAACAUGUACAGUGAGCCAGAAGAAAGUAGAGAAGAAGUGUUACAGGAUAUUAAGAAGAACUCUGAAAAUGUUGUCAUCAUUUUUGAUGGAAUCACAGACCUCUCCUCUCAUUCGGUAAUAAAGAAACUUGUGGACAAGGACCUCCUCCCUGGUGCAAAGAUUGUGAUCACAUGCAGACCAGAGGUACCAUCAGGAGACUUCCUGACAGACUGGCCCUCGUUCAGAGUGGAGGUGAAAGGGUUCAGUAAUGAGUCCAUCUGGGCUUACUUAACAACGAUGCUGAGUGCUGAGCCUAACCCUACGCCAAACCAUGACUCCUUGAGCAGUGUGUUAAACAACCUAGAGUUGUUCAGUCUGUGCCAUGUCCCGAUGUAUGCAUUGAUGGUGGUUGCCUGCAUUUAUUAUUCUACCCCAGAGGCUUCUAAGCAGCCAUGGACUACAACUAAGAUGUACCUCAACAUCCUCCGUUACUGCAUCCUAAAACACAGUGGCAAACAGAUGAAUGAUCUCGACAAGUGUCUCGUAGAAAACAGAGAAAAAAUAUUGUCUUUAGCAAAAAUUGCUUUUGAUGCAACACUGCAAAAAACGAUGAACUUGACAGAACUGACCUGCGAACUAAGCAGUGUCCAGUUUUCUUUCUUGGGAGCGCUUAUGAUUAUGGUCGAGCCCACAGUCUCAGACACUUACUCUGCAUUUCUCCAUUACACAAUGCAGGAGUUCUUUGGUGCCCUUUGGCUCUUACAGAAUCCAGACAAAAUCAGAGAGGUUCUAGAGAAGUGCCAGACUGAGGAAUGGAAACACACAAAACACAUGGUUCAUUUCGUAUGUGGGCUUCUGAAUGAGAGGAAUAUUCGAUUGGUAAAUGGUCUAGUUCCAGCUCAACAGAUCAAGAAGACGUCAGAUUGGUUCUUCAAGGAAGUGGUGAACACAUUUCUUCCACUUCAAACAAACCAAGAUCAUGCAGAAGGUGGUGCUCCUGAGUUUGAGAUAGAUCUUCUGUUUUUAUGUCAGUGCUUGUAUGAAUCUCAGUCUACUGAGGCCUGUUUGCUUCUUCUGGACAAACUGGACUACAAUCUAGACCUGGAUGAAGAACAUCUUGAUCCUCACCAGUGCUGUGCAGUCUCCUAUAUGAUCAGUCAGUCUGCAGAGAGAAAGGUCGGCUUGGACCUGAACAGCUGCACUGUGUCAGACCAAGGACUAAGGCUGAUACUGGCCUCUCUGAAGAAUGUCCGAUAUCUCAGAUCUGAACCCUCAAUGCUGUGUCAACUCUGGACGACUUUGCUGCGCAGUGAGGCAGACAUUGACUUCACCAGCUUACUUGGUCUCUGUGGAAAUGAGUUGCGCCUUCCAUUCCUGGGUGAAAGACGAGUGUUUGAGAGAGCAGAAGAAGUGAUGAAGCAGAGCCUAGAGAGGGUUAACCUCUGUCUACACUGGGAUCGGACAACUCUUCUCAGUGAAGCUCUCAGCAAGACCAUUUUAAAGUGUUUGACACAUAUCAACAAACUCAGUUUUACCCCACUACAACAUCAGAGAGGAUCCCCUGAAAAAUUAGAGAAAGAAGAAAAAGCAGUCCUACUAGAUUUGUGUCUACAAGCAGGAUUAAAUCACAGAGAAACGUUCCAGGGUGCUGUGAACACCCUGCUGUCACUGUUUUCUGUGUAUCAAACUGAGAGAUAUGACAUCCUGCUGGAUCUGUACUCACAUGUGAAGUACAAUAGGAAACAAGCAGGCAGGAGUAUCCUUCCAUCAUUGAGACCACUUUACCAGCCAGCUCCUGCAGUCUGGUUCAUAGACCUCUCAGAGAGAAAGGUCUCCCUCCUCCUAGAAGUGCUGAAACUCCAACCAGAGAAGAAAUCUGUAGAGCUGAAAGGCUGGUCAGAUGAAGAGAGUGAAGUGAGGAGUUUCCUUCAGUGUCUGCCCUACAUCUCACAGCUGAGGUUUGCUCCACCACAGGAUCAGAGAAGAUCCCCUGAAGACUUGAGAAAGAGAGAGAAGACCUUCCUACUGAAUCUGUGUCUUCAAGCAGCCCUCCAUGAGAGAGAAACCAUACAAACAACUGUAGAGAAAGUGUUGUCACUGUCUGAAGUUUAUCACGAUCGGAAAUGGAAUCUCCUGCUGGAUCUGUACUCACAUGUGAAGGACUAUGAGACUCAAACAGGCAGGAGUGUCCUUCCAGUAUUACAGCCAGUUUACCAGUCAGCUCCUGCAGUCUGGUUCAUAGAUCUCUCAGAGAGAAAGGCCUCCCUCCUCCUAGAAGUGCUGAAACUCCAACCAGAGAAGAAACCAGUAGAGCUGUGGGACUGGUCAGAUGAAGAGAGUGAAGUGAGGAGUUUCCUUCAGUGUCUGCCCUACAUCUCACAGCUGAGUUUUGCUACACCACAGGAUCAGAGAAGAUCCCCUGAAGACUUGAGAAAGAGAGAGAAGACAUUCCUACUGAAUCUGUGUCUUCAAGCAGCCCUCCAUGAGAGAGAAACCUUACAAACAACUGUAGAGAAAGUGUUUUCAAUGUCUGAAGUUUAUGACGAUCGGAAAUGGGAUCUCCUGCUGGAUCUGUACUCGCAUGUGAAGGACUAUGAGACUCAAACAGGCAGGAGUGUCCUUCCAGUAUUACAGCCAGUUUACCAGUCAGCUCCUGCAGUCUGGUCUAUAGACCUCUCAAAGAGAAAGGUCUCCCUUCUCCUAGAAGUGCUGAAACUCCAACCAGAGAAGAAACCAGUAGAGCUGUGGGACUGGUCAGAUGAAGAGAGUGAAGUGAGGAGUUUCCUUCAGUGUCUGCCCUACAUCUCACAGCUGAGUUUCUGGCCAUCGUGGUCUGAUAACUCAAAGCAGAUCAAGUUCCUGGUGGGUCUCCUGUCUCAAGCAGCAGAGUGGGAGGAGCAGACAGGAGAGAAGACACUGAGGCUGCUAUCAUCAGUGUGUACUUACAGAACUUUCCCUCUCUGUGACGGGGAUGAUUAUGAUAAGUGGUUUCAAUGUGAUUUCCUGCUGGAUCUGUAUUCACAUGUGAAGGACUAUGAGACUCAAACAGGCAGGAGUGUCCUUCCAGUAUUACAGCCAGUUUACCAGUCAGCUCCUGCAGUCUGGUCUAUAGACCUCUCAAAGAGAAAGGUCUCCCUCCUCCUAGAAGUGCUGAAACUCCAACCAGAGAAGAAACCAGUAGAGCUGAGAGGCUGGUCAGAUGAAGACAGUGAAGUGAGGAGUUUCCUUCAGUGUCUGCCCUACAUCUCACAGCUGAGUUUCUGGCCAUCGUGGUCUGAUAACUCAAAGCAGAUCAAGUUCCUGGUGGGUCUCCUGUCUCAAGCAGCAGAGUGGGAGGAGCAGACAGGAGAGAAGACACUGAGGCUGCUAUCAUCAAUGUGUACUUACAGAACUUUCCCUUUCUGUGACUGGGAUGAUGACGAUAAGUGGUUUCAAUGUGAUUUCCUGCUGGAUCUGUAUUCACAUGUGAAGGACUAUGAGACUCAAACAGGCAGGAGUGUCCUUCCAGUAUUACAGCCAGUUUACCAGUCAGCUCCUGCAGUCUGGUCUAUAGACCUCUCAAAGAGAAAGGUCUCCCUCCUCCUAGAAGUGCUGAAACUCCAACCAGAGAAGAAACCAGUAGAGCUGAAAGGCUGGUCAGAUGAAGAGAGUGAAGUGAGGAGUUUCCUUCAGUGUCUGCCCUACAUCUCACAGCUGAGUUUCUGUCCAUCGUGGUCUGAUAACUCAAAGCAGAUCAAGUCCCUAGUGGGUCUCCUGUCUCAAGCAGCAGAGUGGGAGGAGCAGUCAGGAGAGAAGACACUGAGGCUGCUAUCAUCAGUGUGUACUUACAGAACUUUCCCUCUCUGUGACGGGGAUGAUUAUGAUAAGUGGUUUCAAUGUGAUUUCCUGCUGGAUCUGUAUUCACAUGUGAAGGACUAUGAGACUCAAACAGGCAGGAGUGUCCUUCCAGUAUUACAGCCAGUUUACCAGUCAGCUCCUGCAGUCUGGUCUGUAGACCUCUCAGAGAGAAAGGUCUCCCUCCUCCUAGAAGUGCUGAAACUCCAACCAGAGAAGAAACCAGUAGAGCUGUGGGAUUGGUCAGAUGAAGAGAGUGAAGUAAGGAGUUUCCUUCAGUGUCUGCCCUACAUCUCACAGCUGAGUUUUGCUACACCACAGCAUCAGAGAAGAUCCCCUGAAGACUUGAGAAAGAGAGAGAAGACAUUCCUACUGAAUCUGUGUCUUCAAGCAGCCCUCCAUGAGAGAGAAACCUUACAAACAACUGUAGAGAAAGUGUUUUCAAUGUCUGAAGUUUAUGACGAUCGGAAAUGGGAUCUCCUGCUGGAUCUGUACUCGCAUGUGAAGGACUAUGAGACUCAAACAGGCAGGAGUGUCCUUCCAGUAUUACAGCCAGUUUACCAGUCAGCUCCUGCAGUCUGGUCUAUAGACCUCUCAAAGAGAAAGGUCUCCCUUCUCCUAGAAGUGCUGAAACUCCAACCAGAGAAGAAACCAGUAGAGCUGUGGGACUGGUCAGAUGAAGAGAGUGAAGUGAGGAGUUUCCUUCAGUGUCUGCCCUACAUCUCACAGCUGAGUUUCUGGCCAUCGUGGUCUGAUAACUCAAAGCAGAUCAAGUCCCUAGUGGGUCUCCUGUCUCAAGCAGCAGAGUGGGAGGAGCAGACAGGAGAGAAGACACUGAGGCUGCUAUCAUCAGUGUGUACUUACAGAACUUUCCCUCUCUGUGACGGGGAUGAUUAUGAUAAGUGGUUUCAAUGUGAUUUCCUGCUGGAUCUGUAUUCACAUGUGAAGGACUAUGAGACUCAAACAGGCAGGAGUGUCCUUCCAGUAUUACAGCCAGUUUACCAGUCAGCUCCUGCAGUCUGGUCUAUAGACCUCUCAAAGAGAAAGGUCUCCCUCCUCCUAGAAGUGCUGAAACUCCAACCAGAGAAGAAACCAGUAGAGCUGAGAGGCUGGUCAGAUGAAGACAGUGAAGUGAGGAGUUUCCUUCAGUGUCUGCCCUACAUCUCACAGCUGAGUUUCUGUCCAUCGUGGUCUGAUAACUCAAAGCAGAUCAAGUCCCUAGUGGGUCUCCUGUCUCAAGCAGCAGAGUGGGAGGAGCAGUCAGGAGAGAAGACACUGAGGCUGCUAUCAUCAGUGUGUACUUACAGAACUUUCCCUCUCUGUGACGGGGAUGAUUAUGAUAAGUGGUUUCAAUGUGAUUUCCUGCUGGAUCUGUAUUCACAUGUGAAGGACUAUGAGACUCAAACAGGCAGGAGUGUCCUUCCAGUAUUACAGCCAGUUUACCAGUCAGCUCCUGCAGUCUGGUCUGUAGACCUCUCAGAGAGAAAGGUCUCCCUCCUCCUAGAAGUGCUGAAACUCCAACCAGAGAAGAAACCAGUAGAGCUGUGGGAUUGGUCAGAUGAAGAGAGUGAAGUAAGGAGUUUCCUUCAGUGUCUGCCCUACAUCUCACAGCUGAGUUUUGCUACACCACAGGAUCAGAGAAGAUCCCCUGAAGACUUGAGAAAGAGAGAGAAGACAUUCCUACUGAAUCUGUGUCUUCAAGCAGCCCUCCAUGAGAGAGAAACCUUACAAACAACUGUAGAGAAAGUGUUUUCAAUGUCUGAAGUUUAUGACGAUCGGAAAUGGGAUCUCCUGCUGGAUCUGUACUCGCAUGUGAAGGACUAUGAGACUCAAACAGGCAGGAGUGUCCUUCCAGUAUUACAGCCAGUUUACCAGUCAGCUCCUGCAGUCUGGUCUAUAGACCUCUCAAAGAGAAAGGUCUCCCUUCUCCUAGAAGUGCUGAAACUCCAACCAGAGAAGAAACCAGUAGAGCUGUGGGACUGGUCAGAUGAAGAGAGUGAAGUGAGGAGUUUCCUUCAGUGUCUGCCCUACAUCUCACAGCUGAGUUUCUGGCCAUCGUGGUCUGAUAACUCAAAGCAGAUCAAGUUCCUGGUGGGUCUCCUGUCUCAAGCAGCAGAGUGGGAGGAGCAGACAGGAGAGAAGACACUGAGGCUGCUAUCAUCAGUGUGUACUUACAGAACUUUCCCUCUCUGUGACGGGGAUGAUUAUGAUAAGUGGUUUCAAUGUGAUUUCCUGCUGGAUCUGUAUUCACAUGUGAAGGACUAUGAGACUCAAACAGGCAGGAGUGUCCUUCCAGUAUUACAGCCAGUUUACCAGUCAGCUCCUGCAGUCUGGUCUAUAGACCUCUCAAAGAGAAAGGUCUCCCUCCUCCUAGAAGUGCUGAAACUCCAACCAGAGAAGAAACCAGUAGAGCUGAGAGGCUGGUCAGAUGAAGACAGUGAAGUGAGGAGUUUCCUUCAGUGUCUGUCCUACAUCUCACAGCUGAGUUUCUGGCCAUCGUGGUCUGAUAACUCAAAGCAGAUCAAGUUCCUGGUGGGUCUCCUGUCUCAAGCAGCAGAGUGGGAGGAGCAGACAGGAGAGAAGACACUGAGGCUGCUAUCAUCAAUGUGUACUUACAGAACUUUCCCUUUCUGUGACUGGGAUGAUGACGAUAAGUGGUUUCAAUGUGAUUUCCUGCUGGAUCUGUAUUCACAUGUGAAGGACUAUGAGACUCAAACAGGCAGGAGUGUCCUUCCAGUAUUACAGCCAGUUUACCAGUCAGCUCCUGCAGUCUGGUCUAUAGACCUCUCAAAGAGAAAGGUCUCCCUCCUCCUAGAAGUGCUGAAACUCCAACCAGAGAAGAAACCAGUAGAGCUGAAAGGCUGGUCAGAUGAAGAGAGUGAAGUGAGGAGUUUCCUUCAGUGUCUGCCCUACAUCUCACAGCUGAGUUUCUGUCCAUCGUGGUCUGAUAACUCAAAGCAGAUCAAGUCCCUAGUGGGUCUCCUGUCUCAAGCAGCAGAGUGGGAGGAGCAGACAGGAGAGAAGACACUGAGGCUGCUAUCAUCAGUGUGUACUUACAGAACUUUCCCUCUCUGUGACGGGGAUGAUUAUGAUAAGUGGUUUCAAUGUGAUUUCCUGCUGGAUCUGUAUUCACAUGUGAAGGACUAUGAGACUCAAACAGGCAGGAGUGUCCUUCCAGUAUUACAGCCAGUUUACCAGUCAGCUCCUGCAGUCUGGUCUGUAGACCUCUCAGAGAGAAAGGUCUCCCUCCUCCUAGAAGUGCUGAAACUCCAACCAGAGAAGAAACCAGUAGAGCUGUGGGAUUGGUCAGAUGAAGAGAGUGAAGUAAGGAGUUUCCUUCAGUGUCUGCCCUACAUCUCACAGCUGAGCUGUGAUUCUGACAGGUUCUUCCAGCGCGUGUGUGAAUCCAUCCCUGUGAGGUCCAGAGAGGAUGCCCAGCAGUUGGCCUCUCUCCUCCAGGCCUUGGGCUCCACCCUGUCACUGGGAGAUCAGUUACCCAGGAAAACAUGCAGGUCUGUGGUGAGAGUCCUAGGCCUCUGUGCCUCCAGAGUGGACCUCACUCUCACCCCCAGCAAGAUCUCUCUGAAAGGGGCCUCGCUUCUCUUCACAUAUGUGUCACAGCUACACAAGCUCAGGCUGAAUGUAGGCAUGGCAGUGAGACUGGCCAGACUGGCUAGGAGGACAGGGAGAGGUGGUGCUCCACUGACUGUCCCAGAACUCUCCCUGGUCCUAAAGAGCAGCCAGCCACCAGAGAGAGUGUUAUCCAGGGCUCUGAGUAGUGUGGCGUCCCUGCUGAGAUUCUGGACGGUGCAGUGUUUGGACCUGACUGACUUCUGCAUCCAGGGUCACUCUCUCAUCACACUGCUGUGUCACCAAGGCCCUCUCACUCUCAGACUGCACUCAGACACUCUGCAGCAGCUGGCUGUAGUUGUGUAUGAAGCUCAGGACAAGGACUUGACUCAGUGGUUCCUGGUGAAGGUUGGUGGAGACCUGACCUCCUGCAGGCUGGACUGCGAAGUCCUUCUCUCUCUGCUGCAGCAUUCAACCCACAACAUCACAGUGGACCUCAGGAAGAACAGGCUUCUAGAGAAGAACAUCUCAGACCUUCUCCCCUUUCUGGGAAGGGUUAUAUUCAAGAGGCUCAGUUCCAGCUUUGUGAAGUCCAUCAUCAGACAGAGCUAUGACAGUAGAGACAGUGACUGUGUGUCCAGUUUGUUGAGGUCUUCAGACCAUUGGAUCAACCUGAACAGCAGAGAGCUGGACAGAGUGGACUGUACUGCUCUGUGUUUCACCCUGCAGCACAGCCACCAAGUCAAAGUCAACCUGCUGUGGACCUCCAUACCACCGGGGGAGAUAGAGAGCAUCCUGCCUCUUCUGGACAGAGUCUCCCAACUCAGUGUUGACAGGAAGCUGUUGCUGAGUUUCCUCCACUCCUGCACUGCCUCUCAGAUCCUGCAGGGGGCACUAUCACCAACAACAACAACAACAGCAGCGGAGCUGCUCAGGGCUCUGCAGCACAGGUUGGACUUCUCCUGCUCCUCCUCUGUGGACCUGUCAGCUCACGACCAGGGAGAGGCGCUGUGUCUGACCACUGACCACUGUAGGGCCAUAAACUCUGUUCUGAAGCAGAGCCAGCACAGCACACGGCUGGUUCAGAACCCGACCCAGAACCAGUCCCGAAACCAGCCCCACGUGCAGCUCAUCCUUAAAGACUGUGAGGUAGAGCACGGAGCACUGAGAGAGCUGCUUCCCAUCCUGCAUAUUGUCAAGCUGAGUCUCAGCAAAGCUCUGCUACUUCAGCUGCUGGACCAUGUGUGUGAGGGGAUUGAAGAGGGGGUUCUGAGGCACGCAGAGUUCCUGUGCAGAGCCCUGGAUGCGGAGCUGGACCUCAGUGAUACCAGGCUGAACCAAAAGGCCUGUGGAUCUCUGGCCCUGGUUCUGGAACACUCAGAGUGGCUGUCAGAACUGGACCUCAGCCACUGCCAACUCACAGACCGCCACCUACAGCCCCUGCUCACCCACCUGCACAAAGUUGAAGUCCUGGACCUGAGUCACAAUGAUAUCACUGAUGCUCUGACCGACAGAAUACUCCAACUGGUCUCCACCAACACUUCAAUACGCACCGUACGGCUCUUCAACAACAGAAUCAAUGACAGAAGUCCGUUCCUGACAGACAAGAGGUUUGAGAUCUGGUGAAGCAGCAUCAGGUCCAAGUCCAGACAGGAAGAGAAGAUGGAUGAUGCAGAGGCAGAGGAAGAGAAGAUGGAUGUUGAAGAGGCAGAGGAAGAGAAGAUGGAUGUUGAAGAUGGGUGUAGUAGCUACGAAGCCUCGGCAGGGUGAGACUAGAGGGACUCUUCUGACCAGCAUCUCAUCAACCCUAACCUUGACCCUAAGCGUAACCUCAUUUUAACCAAUUCUUAAAUUAAAUAUUGGUUUGCAUGUCAGCCACAUCCCCUUAGGUUUUAGCUGACCUCAUCAUGAUGUUCAGAAGAAUGACCAGUGAUGUCAUCAGGGAUUUUGGGACUAAGGUAUUGAAAAAAUAGUUGAGACUCCAGAACUCUGGAAUGUUCUGAGUGUAAUGGAUAGGAAUGUGUAGUUUUAUUUACCUCUUACAUGGUUCUUAAAAACAGGAACAUGGGUAGUAUAACGGUUUUUGAGCUUUACUUAACUAGAUGAUUUUUGUGAUCUGACAAUUUGUGAAAUUCCUUCAGAAGGAAUAGAUUGUAUAUGUGUUUUUAUAGUCUAGUAUUUAUCAGGUUGAUGUGAAUGUGUUCUACAAUUGCAGUGGGAGACUAAUACAUGAGUGUUUUGUUGCAGGUCAACUGCAGAGUAUUGUGUUACUCAGGCUAGCCUUGUUGAGAACCAAGCUUCCCUAUUCAGGAAGCAAGAGGUGUGUUCAGUUUGCUUGAACGUUUGCUAUGUUGUGCAACGGUUUGUACUGAAUGACACGUUUCCCCAAAAUGUUCUUGAACAGACUUCGAGGUACGUUUGGUGGGUGUGGCGAGGUGUGGCUUGAAGCAAUGAGUGACAUAUUUUUAUUUUUAAAGGGCAGUGGCCAUGAUGACAGCGUUCUCCAACCCACAACCUAACCCCUCCCCAUUUUUCAACUGGUUGUUCAGUACAGCACCGUUGACGUUCAAUUGAACCAUUUCAGAACGUAAAAACAUACUGAACGCAGCCCUGGUGAAGUCCAUGGCAGAAGGUAGCUACAAGUGGGUGGAAACUAUUGAUGCCUCGCAACACGUCACACCAAUCAAUUGCCUUGCUUUGGAGGAGCACUAAAGGUGCCCACUAGUGCCGUAGGAGGAACAGUGUGAGGAUGCCCAGGAAAUCGCUAAUGUAUAACAUAGCCUGUAUGUACACACACCAUAACAAAAUGUAUUUAGUAGAGCAGUUGUAAUGCCUUCAUCGACUUGAGAAGAACAUUACACGCGGCUUCCCUUUUAGGGGCAUGUGGGGGAGGUUUCUUGAAAUAUAACAUCCAAUCAAAAUGUAGCCACUGGAACCCAGCAGACCAUUCUAACUGUUUUGGCUAAUACAAAAUUCUCCAGACCUCCAAAGGAGGCAUGACAACAAUGUGAUUUUGGAGGUAUGGCUACAUGAGACUAGUACAAGCCUUUCUCAAAUCAAAACAGACAAACUAUAAGAAAUAAUAUAUGAAUAUUUUGUGUUUUUAAUAAAUGUACCUUGAGGCCCAUGAUUGGUUUUUGACUGUGUUCUCUUCAGGUUGAAAUCAUUACUAAUAAAUCCUAAAUAAUC
This is a messenger RNA of Salvelinus fontinalis (brook trout), 12021 nucleotides long. RefSeq lists its product as uncharacterized. The record is from RefSeq and is a predicted model, not a curated record. Gene Ontology annotation, biological process: regulation of apoptotic process. Gene Ontology annotation, molecular function: ATP hydrolysis activity; protein binding. Lineage: Eukaryota; Metazoa; Chordata; Actinopteri; Salmoniformes; Salmonidae. The coding region runs from base 658 to 10458 and encodes 3266 amino acids. The transcript has 25 exons.